Mercenaria mercenaria is the source of this 2991-nucleotide messenger RNA. Its product is annotated as pre-mRNA-processing factor 6-like. Gene Ontology annotation, cellular component: catalytic step 2 spliceosome; U4/U6 x U5 tri-snRNP complex. Gene Ontology annotation, biological process: spliceosomal tri-snRNP complex assembly; mRNA splicing, via spliceosome. The transcript is spliced from 23 exons. NCBI's taxonomy places the organism in Eukaryota, Metazoa, Mollusca, Bivalvia, Venerida, Veneridae. The coding region runs from base 51 to 2846 and encodes 931 amino acids. Gene Ontology annotation, molecular function: protein binding. The record is from RefSeq and is a predicted model, not a curated record.
CUUAGUCCAUUCCCAGAUGCAAGCGUCUGAACAACGUUUUCUGAUCGAAGAUGUCGGUGCAGUCGCUCGUCAGUCGGAAAAAGAAAAGUUUUAUAGGAUUGCCGGCUCCGCUGGGAUAUGUACCUGGUCUUGGAAGAGGAGCUACUGGCUUUACAACUAGAUCUGAUAUUGGACCAGCAAGAGAUGCAGAUGACAUAUCAGAUGAUCGGCAUGGACCGCCAGCAAAGAAAUCAAAGGACGAGGAAGAGGAGGAAGAUUUGAAUGAUGCUAACUAUGAUGAGUUCACAGGUUAUGGAGGAAGUUUAUGCAGUAAAGAUCCAUAUGAUAAAGACGAUGAGGAGGCAGAUGCUGUGUAUGAGGCGCUCGAUAAACGUAUGGACGAGAAACGUAAAGAACGAAGAGAGAAAAAAUUGCAAGAACAGAUUGAAAAAUAUCGUCAGGAAAGACCAAAAAUUCAGCAACAGUUCUCGGAUCUUAAGAGAGAUUUGGCCGGUGUCAGUGUUGAUGAAUGGAUGAAUAUACCAGAAGUUGGUGAUGCCAGGAACAGGAAACAGAGAAAUCCAAGGGCAGAGAAAUACACACCAGUCCCAGACAGUGUUUUAUCUAGAGCUGCAGCUAGUGGAACCAGUAAUGUACUCUCAGAAAGGGAACAGAAAUAUGGUGGUCUUAACACACCUUACGGUGCUCUUACACCUGGUUUGAACACUCCGGGUGGUGUUACUCCUGGGGACAUUGAUAUGAAGAAGAUUGGACAAGCGAGAAAUACACUGAUGGACAUCAAACUUACACAGGUGUCUGAUUCUGUGAGUGGACAGACAGUUGUGGAUCCUAAAGGUUAUCUGACAGACUUACAGUCUAUGCUGCCAUCUCAUGGGGGAGACAUCAAUGAUGUGAAGAAAGCCAGACUUCUGCUGAAAUCUGUCAGAGAGACAAAUCCUAAGCACCCGCCGGCUUGGAUUGCUUCGGCCCGACUGGAGGAGGUGACGGGUAAGAUCCAGGCAGCAAGGAAUCUCAUCAUGAAGGGAUGUGAGGAAUGUCCAAAGUCAGAGGAUGCUUGGUUAGAGGCUGCCAGACUCAUGCCAGGUGAUCAAGCGAAGGCAGUGGUUGCCCAAGCUGUGAGGCAGCUUCCCCAGUCUGUGAGAAUCUGGAGUAAAGCAGCAGAAAUAGAGACAGAAUUGAAAGCAAAGAAAAGAGUAUACAGGAAAGCCUUGGAAAAUAUACCGAACUCGGUGAAGCUGUGGAAGCUGGCUGUAGAACUGGAAGACGAGGAAGAUGCCAGGAUUAUGUUGAGUCGGGCUGUAGAAUGUUGUCCAACCAGUGUAGAGUUAUGGCUGGCUUUGGCCCGGCUUGAGAACUAUGGAAAUGCCAGAAAAGUUUUAAACAAAGCAAGAGAAAACAUUCCAACAGAUCGACUUAUCUGGGUCAGUGCCGCAAAACUGGAGGAGGCCAACAAUAAUAUACCUAUGGUGGAGAAAAUUGUUGAAAGAGCUUUGAAUUCAUUGCGGGCCAACAUGGUAGAAAUCAACAAAGAGCAGUGGUUAAAGGAUGCAGAAGACUGUGAAAAGGCUGGAAGUAUUCAUACAUGUCAGGCUAUCAUACGGUCUGUAAUUGGUAUAGGAGUGGAAGAAGAAGACAAGAAACAUACAUGGAUGGAGGAUGCUGAAUCUUGUGCAUCACAUGGGGCAUAUGAAUGUGCACGUGCAAUUUAUGCCUACGCCUUGUCAGUGUUUCCAAGUAAAAAGAGCAUUUGGUUAAGAGCUGCAUAUUUUGAGAAGAACUUUGGAAGCAGGGAGUCACUAGAGGCCCUGCUACAGAGAGCUGUUGCACAUUGUCCUAAAGCUGAAGUUCUGUGGUUAAUGGGGGCCAAGUCUAAAUGGCUAGCGGGAGAUGUCCCAGCUGCAAGAAGUAUCCUUGCUCUAGCUUUCCAGGCAAACCCAAACAGUGAAGAGAUCUGGUUAGCUGCUGUAAAACUUGAAUCCGAGAAUAAUGAGUUUGAACGAGCUAGAAGAUUGUUACAGAAAGCACGAGCAAGUGCUCCAACAGCAAGAGUGUUUAUGAAGUCAGUGAAAUUAGAGUGGUGUCUUGGAGAAAUAACCAAUUCAAAAAGACUUCUGGAGGAGGCAACAAAACAUUAUUCAGACUUUCCAAAGUUAUGGAUGAUGAGAGGUCAGAUAGAAGAACAAGAAGGACAUAUAUCUGAGGCAAGAGAGGCCUAUAAUCAAGGGCUGAAGAAAUGUCCUCAUGCAAUACCUCUGUGGUUGUUACUUUCACGGUUGGAGGAAAAAACUGGUCAGCUGAUAAAAGCACGAUCCAUUCUCGAAAAAGCCAGACUGAAAAAUCCACAGACUGCAGACCUUUGGUUGGAAGCUGUCAGGCUUGAAAAUAGAGGUGGUAUGAAAAACAUUGCACAGACAUUGAUGGCAAAAGCUUUACAAGAAUGUCCUUCAUCAGGGAUAUUGUGGGCCGAGGCAAUAUUUAUGGAACCAAGACCUCAGAGAAAAACGAAGUCAGUUGAUGGUCUACGACGAUGUGAACACGAUCCUCAUGUGCUGCUGGCAGCCUCAAAAAUGUUCUGGUCUGAAAGAAAGAUUGCGAAAGCACGAGAAUGGUUUAACAGAACAGUAAAAAUUGAUCCUGAUCUUGGAGACGCUUGGGCAAACUUCUUCAAGUUUGAGAUAAUGCAUGGUGAUGAGGAUUCACAAAAGCAGGUUCACAAGCGAUGUACGGCUGCAGAACCAAGGCAUGGUGAACAGUGGUGUCAUGUUUCAAAGGACAUUAGAAACUGGAGACUAAAAACUGAUGAGUUACUGCCCCUUGUGGCAGAAUAUAUUCCUGUUCCAACUUGAAAAAAUGUUCAAACAGUUAUGGAUUUUAAGACAAAAAACUUACUGUAUUAUUUCAGAAAGAGCUAUUUCCUUUCUUGACAGCUUAUUACUUUGCAAUCUCUGGUAACUGAGGUUACUGAGGAUAAAAUAAAGAAUCAGAGAUUUC